GUCAGCCAGUCAGCGUUGAGGAUCAGGGAGGGGUUGGUUUAUGGUCAGGAAGUGUGUUCAACAAGCGAAAACAGAAGGUAAACUGUCGAGUUUUGCGCUUCGAUAAGUCGAAACGUCGAAGUGAAUUAUGACUUUUAAGGCCGACGGCACGCAAAGAUGCAAUGGAGGUCAAUAGUCGUGGGCCUUCUCGUUUUGAGGUUGGUUGUGAGUUGCGCCCUGUGGCUAAUAUUCGGACUGGGUCCCAGCUGGGGCUUCGACUUCCCCAUAAAAUUCACGUUCAGCUUGCAUAAAAUUGAACUUCUCCAGAAUGCAGACCAAGCCACGGCCAAACCCACCGCCUGGUCGCAACACAUGUACGAAGACAGAAACCCGCAAGCGAAGACCUGCUCCAAGAUAAGCGGCGAUUCACCAAAGAAAUUUUAUCUUAGUUUUCUUCGGGAUGCCAGAGAUGAGUACGAUAAAAAGUACAGCUCGUUCCCUGACGCACUCAAAGUCAAGAUGAGGGGGAUGGCGAGGGAUAUGUUUUAUUUUGGAUAUGAUAACUACAUGAAGUUUGCAUUUCCUGAGGAUGAACUCAAUCCUAUAGCUUGUGAAGGUCGAGGGCCUGACGUGCUUAACCCGUCAAAUAUCAACAUCAACGAUGUCCUUGGAAACUACUCUCUGACCCUCAUUGAUGCUCUUGAUACACUGUUGGUUCUUGGAAAUGUGACCGAAUUCCAUCGAGCCGUCAAGCUGGUUAUUGAUACGGUCUCCUUUGACAAGGACUCCACUGUACAAGUCUUCGAGGCCAACAUUAGAAUCCUUGGCAGUUUAAUCUCAUCCCAUAUUCUGCUCACUGACCCUCGUCAGCCGUUUGGUGACAUUGAACUGAAGGACUAUGACAAUGAACUUCUUCAUCUUGCACAUGACCUGGCUGUGCGACUGCUGCCUGCAUUUGAGAACACUAGCACAGGCAUCCCCUACCCCAGGGUGAAUUUAAAGAAGGGCGUCCCACCUGACAGCAUCAAUGAGACCUGUACUGCAGGAGCGGGCUCGCUGCUUGUCGAGUUUGGGAUUCUGAGCCGUCUAAUUGGCGACUCUACGUUCGAAUGGGUCGCCCGGCGGGCUGUUAAAGCCCUGUGGGACUUAAGAAGCAAUGAAACCGGAUUGCUGGGGAAUGUGGUGAACAUUCAAACUGGCCAGUGGGUUGGGAAGCAGAGUGGUCUUGGUGCCGGCAUGGAUUCAUUUUAUGAGUACCUUCUCAAGUCUUACAUCUUGUUUGGAGAGAAGGAAGACUACAAGAUGUUCACUGCGGCUUACGAGAGCAUUCAGAGCCACCUGAGAAGAGGAAGAGAGGCAUGCAAUGAAGGAGAGGGCGACCCACCUCUGUAUGUAAAUGUGAACAUGUUUAACGGACAGAUCAUGAACACUUGGAUCGACUCCCUGCAGGCGUUUUUCCCAGGACUACAGGUUUUGAAUGGAGAUGUUGAAAACGCCAUUUGCCUUCACGCCUUCUACUAUGCAAUCUGGAAGCGUUUCGGGGCUCUUCCUGAACGAUACAACUGGCAGCUUCAGGCCCCAGAUGUGCUUUUCUACCCUUUAAGGCCUGAACUAGUAGAAUCAACGUACCUGCUUUAUCAGGCUACCAAGAACCCUUUUUAUCUUCAUGUUGGGAUGGACAUUCUCGAAAGCCUUGAAAAGAAUACCAAAGUCCGGUGUGGUUAUGCUACGCUCCAUCACGUGGUGGAUAAGUCCAAAGAGGAUCGCAUGGAGAGUUUCUUCCUUAGCGAAACCUGCAAAUACCUUUACUUGCUCUUUGAUGAAGACAACCCACUGCACAAGUCCGGUUAUAAAUACGUCUUCACUACAGAGGGCCAUGUAGUGCCAAUAGAUCAGCGCUUCAGGCAGAAGAGCUGGGAAGACCAGGUUCCCUGUGAAGAGCCCAGAAAUGAGCCAAAAGCCAAUACAAGCAACUGUGAACGGAUUUCUGAAGAGCGACGUUUCGGUCUUCCGCUGAAGAGUAUGUACAUGCGGCAGAUUGACCACAUGGUGGGGCUGUCUUGAUGUCAGUGCGCGCCCUGGAGGCCUCAACACUUUAGGAACCCCCUGGUGGGGUUCAGCAAGUCUGCAAACAGAAAACUUUAAGUCUCUUUUGCACAGGAAGUGGUGAGAAAAUUAACUGAACACCGGUACCAGUCAUUCU
Molecule: messenger RNA, 2182 nt
Organism: Misgurnus anguillicaudatus (oriental weatherfish)
Lineage: Eukaryota; Metazoa; Chordata; Actinopteri; Cypriniformes; Cobitidae
Gene: edem1
Product: ER degradation enhancer, mannosidase alpha-like 1
Biological process (GO): carbohydrate metabolic process; endoplasmic reticulum mannose trimming; mannose trimming involved in glycoprotein ERAD pathway
Cellular component (GO): membrane
Molecular function (GO): calcium ion binding; mannosyl-oligosaccharide 1,2-alpha-mannosidase activity
Source: RefSeq, a predicted model, not a curated record